This is a messenger RNA of Protopolystoma xenopodis, 402 nucleotides long. The record is from the annotation of a GenBank genome assembly. NCBI's taxonomy places the organism in Eukaryota, Metazoa, Platyhelminthes, Monogenea, Polystomatidea, Polystomatidae.
AUGGCCUUUUGGUUGAGCAUUUACUACAUCGUGGUGCUUGCUUACGCAUUCUAUUACAUCGGCCAGUCGUUCACAUUUGGUCCACUACCAUGGAGUUUAUGCAACCAAACCUGGAACACAAUCUGCUGUUCGCCUAAUGCUAGUGCCUACAGUUGUAUUACGAGAACAGUGCUUUUACCAAAUAGGACUGAAGUUUUACGCAGAGUACCAAUACAAGCUGAGAACCUGUCUUCCGUUUCAGACCUAACUCAAAAGCUAAUGAUCUCCACCAACAGCCUGGAGGCCACAAUGUCGCCAAGUGUUAUCAACUGGAAUGAGACAAUGGAAAUGUUUCCAGAGGAAGCGAACUUCUGCCAACAGUGCAGUCAGUGGGAAAUGCCUGUGGUGGAAUUCUGGGAGUAA